Messenger RNA from Melampsora larici-populina 98AG31, 435 nucleotides. RefSeq lists its product as uncharacterized. Gene Ontology annotation, biological process: G2/M transition of mitotic cell cycle; positive regulation of G2/MI transition of meiotic cell cycle; positive regulation of G2/M transition of mitotic cell cycle. The record is from RefSeq and is a predicted model, not a curated record. Gene Ontology annotation, cellular component: cytoplasm; nucleus. The transcript is spliced from 2 exons. Lineage: Eukaryota; Fungi; Basidiomycota; Pucciniomycetes; Pucciniales; Melampsoraceae. The annotation marks the transcript as partial. Gene Ontology annotation, molecular function: protein tyrosine phosphatase activity.
CUGAUGAGGAUCUCACCUAGUACGAUGGAUGACCUCUUGACUGGUCGAUAUGACAGCAGUAUCUCUAGGAAGAUUGUGAUCGAUUGUCGGUUUCGUUACGAGUACGAAGGUGGCCAUAUCAAGAACGCCGUCAAUGUGGGUGAAAAGGACUUGGCCGAAGAAAUGCUCUUAGCUGGACAGCUAUUUGAUGGAACAUUGGAUGUGCCUGAACCUAGUGAAUCUGGAAAAUGUGAUGGCAAUGGCGUCAUGAAGAAGGUUGUAUUAGUCUUUCACUGUGAAUAUUCAGUGAUGAGGGCCCCUACAAUUGCCAAACAUAUCAGAGAGAAAGAUCGACACUUGAACAUGCCACAUUACCCUGCUUUACAUUAUCCUGAAGUUUACAUUUUAGAAGGAGGUUUUGCUAGUUACUUUGCUCACUCUCCCCAACAUUGUGAU